Messenger RNA from Paecilomyces variotii, 1011 nucleotides. RefSeq lists its product as hypothetical. The coding region runs from base 259 to 942 and encodes 227 amino acids. Lineage: Eukaryota; Fungi; Ascomycota; Eurotiomycetes; Eurotiales; Thermoascaceae. The record is from RefSeq and is a predicted model, not a curated record. The transcript has 4 exons.
GAUCAUAAUAUUAAUGCUGCGCAUCAGUCCAUGUCGGUGUGGACGAAUACGGCAGAGCAGCAGAAGGAAGUUGUCCCCUCCGGCCCUCCGAUCAUGUGAGUCUGGAGCAACCCAAUCUCGUCCCUCGUAAACCCAAAAGGAGCGAUCUUUCCAAUUACCGCCCCGUCAUCUCUGCAUUUCUCUUAUCGUUGUUACCAGAAGUCUCAUACAUUUAAAGCGCGACCAUACUAUAUUCCAUAGAGACCAGAUCUGGCCGCCAUGGCUCCGUUCCGUAAUUUCUUGGGCAAAAAGCCCACAGCCGUGGCUGAUAUCCAACCUACUGUUAACGACGAGAACCAACGCUCAAGUCCCUUGAAUGUGAGGCGGAGUCAGGAUGAGGGGCCUAAUGAGUACAAGAUGAGUGUGGUCAACGACAGCGGCAUCUAUCUUCCUCCGUCGCCCCCAGAGAAGCAGAGUUUCUGGAGCAAAUACCCCGGCUCGGCUGGGUCGUCGAACCACCGAAGUCUGGUGAAUGAGAAUGAGCCUUUCUCUAUUUCACGAGAGUCCUUCGACUCAUACCGUCGAUCGUUUGACAUUUCUGCGCGCUCGCCUGUCAGCCAAGUCGAUACACUACCUUCUCGUACAUCUCUCGAUUCCCGGUUUUCGCGCAUUACUUCGCGGUCGGCAAUCAAUGGAAGCACGUUCGAUCGACCUCAAUCGAUGGAGGAGGAACGAUUCGAAGACGUCGUCCUGGGUGACGAUGUCAAACCAAGAAAGAAGGGUAUCUUCUCUCGCAUCGGUGAAACCUUGAGCGAGACGCCCUCUACCACCAAUAACAGCAGACCGUCCUCCUCCUAUCUUGGAUUCCUACCUGGUAGGAAACGGACUCAUAGCGGUCAGGGGUCCGAACUAGGGAGCGUGAAUGCGCAAGCUCAGAGAACGGAAGUGGAGAGUACUGUAUGAUGAUCCAUGGAAGGAAUACGGAAUUGACUCAUUGCACGGGAAUGGCGGCGUUCCGGGUUGGUCUAUUUA